AUGAAUAUCUUCUCUAGUCAAUAUGAACAACAUUCUUCUCUGCUACCUGAACUGAAAGAUAUGCAGAACCUCUCAGAGAGUUUACUUGAAGCAGUAAGAAAAGCAGCUGAGAUCACUGAACUGAAAUCAAAGCUCUGUACAUGUACAAGAAUUCUAAAUGAGAUUGAGGCCUUGUAUAUGCAGUUACAGACUAAGACAGAGGCUAAACAACAAUUGACAUUCACUGCAGACCAAGUAUUCACUAUGAAGAGCUUCACUGACACAAUCAUCAUCAUCAAUAAGAAUAGAGAAAAUCAGAUCUUAGGUCUGCAGCAGGAGAUUGAAUGUUUACACAGACAGAUAACUACACUAAACCUGAAGAUCUCAUCACAAUUGUUCACAAUCUCUUCAGAAGUGUACACAUCAUCAGAGACUGCUGCACAGAAUGAGAAUCUGAGCAUGAAAUAUAUCAAGCUGAGAGAUCUGUCAGAGUCAUUAAGCUUUAAUAAUAACUGA
Molecule: messenger RNA, 495 nt
Organism: Blastomyces dermatitidis ER-3
Lineage: Eukaryota; Fungi; Ascomycota; Eurotiomycetes; Onygenales; Ajellomycetaceae
Exons: 1
Coding region: 1-495 (164 amino acids)
Source: RefSeq, a predicted model, not a curated record